Myotis daubentonii (Daubenton's bat) is the source of this 2363-nucleotide messenger RNA. It is a transcript of the gene TM2D2, whose product is annotated as TM2 domain containing 2. The record is from RefSeq and is a predicted model, not a curated record. Lineage: Eukaryota; Metazoa; Chordata; Mammalia; Chiroptera; Vespertilionidae.
CUGCUUGUCAGCGAAGAGCGGGGCUGCGGAAGAGGCCUGACCGGGCAGGGCUAGGGUCCCGGUGCCUGCCGGGGCUUGUGGUUGCGGAGGCCCGGUGUCCGCCGCUGGGCCCGGGAAGAUGGUGCUGGGCGGCUGCCCGGUGAGUUACUUACUUCUCUGCGGCCAGGCGGCCUUGCUGCUGGGGAAUCUGCUUCUGCUGCAUUGUGUCUCUCGGAGCCACUCGUUCAACGCUACAGCGGAGCCCGAGCUCACGUCCUCUGGCGCCGCCCACCCGGAGGUCUCCGCCGGCGCUCCGAGCUGGGAAUAUGGCGACCCCACCUCUCCGGUCAUCCUGUGCUCUUUCCUACCUGAUGAAUUCAUAGAAUGUGAAGACCCAGUGGAUCAUGUUGGAAAUGCAAGUGCAUCCCAGGAACUUGGUUAUGGUUGUCUCAAGUUUGGUGGGCAGGCCUACAGUGAUGUGGAACAUACAUCAGUCCAGUGCAGGGCCCUGGAUGGAAUUGAGUGUGCCAGUCCUAGGACCUUCCUACGAGAGAAUAAACCUUGUAUAAAGUAUACCGGACACUAUUUCAUAACUACUUUGCUCUACUCUUUCUUCCUGGGAUGUUUUGGAGUGGAUCGUUUCUGUCUGGGACACACUGGCACGGCAGUAGGGAAGCUAUUGACACUUGGAGGACUUGGGAUUUGGUGGUUUGUUGACCUUAUAUUACUUAUUACUGGAGGGCUGAUGCCAAGUGAUGGCAGCAAUUGGUGCACUGUUUACUAAAAAGCGCUGCGGUUAUGGCCCAGAGAGGCCAGUCUUCGGAAUUCAUCUCUACAGGCUCAACACUCUUCCUUCUUAUCAGACCUGACCAUUGCCCUCUUUGGAGGGAAUGGAAUUGGUUAGGAAGAUUUCUUUGGACUGUGGAUUUGCAACCCAAAUGUUACCUUGCUGACUAGAAAUGGCAAGCAAACACUGUUGUGGGAACCAAGUUUAUACCUUUUCUCAUGUACAAAAUAUAAAUCUAGCAACUAAUUUAUAAGCUGCAGAAGGGUUUCUAUACUCUUUACUUCUGCACAUGGCUAUAUCUUCAAUCCUUUGGAGCAAGUGGACCCAACAGGAUGAGCGAAGUGAAUAUUGUUAGCUUUGUGCCUUUUGUGACCCCGAGUCUCAUGCACAAGAGGACUGAAGCAGAACCAAUGGAAAGCUUCAGCAAAAGUAGAAAUGGCCAUGAAUUUUAAUACACACUCAAAUUCCGAAUUUAAACUGCAGAAUAAAUUUUGCCAACCUGGAACACUGUUUGGAUAUUCUCAGUAGGUAGAGUGAAACUCAAAAUUAUAUUUGUUUCCCUAAAAACUGGGUGGUUGAAGUAAACUAUCCUAUUAAUAAACCCUAUUGUUUCGCCAUUAUUAUGCUGAAGAGGCAAUAUAUACAAAGAAAUGUAUACAUGAAGAUGUUUUUUUCAUUCCAAUUAUGGCUUGAAAGCCAACAGUAUUUAAGAUCUGUCUGGGUAGGUCUGUCCUCUUGGCAGAAUUUUCCUGUCUCAAAGUAGUAUUUAGCCUAAUCAAUGUGGCUCAGUGUGAGCAUCGACCCAUGAACCAGGAGGUCACGGUUUGAUUCCUAGUCAGGGCACAUGCCUAGGUUGCGAGCUUGAUCCCCAGCAUGGGGCAUGCAGAAGGUAGCUGAUUGAUGAUUCUUUAUCAUCAUUGCUGUUUCUAUCUCUCCCUCUCCCUUCCUCUCUGAAACCAAUAACAAAUAAAAUAAAAAGUAGUAUUUACCAAUUUAGAGAGCCCAUGUUGUAGGCUGGUAAAAAAGAUUUCAAAUGACUAUAAAACUGUUCUUCACAAUUAUAUAAGAUAAGGUGGGGAGCAUUGUGCUCUUGGAAAGAAAAACAGACUCUUAAAGGAUAUUAUUACUGAGUACCAGGUGGAUUUAGGAUGUGAUUUGUGGGGAGAUAGAGAAACAGUGCAAUAAGCUUGGUACCAGAAGUUCUCACUGUGGGUUACAGAGUCAGCCAUAGAGAAAGAGCCACAGCCAAGCUUUCGCAUUCCCAGUUCACUGGGAAUAAACGAAAUGCUUUGAAUAAUAAGUGGUUUUAAAAACUUAGUGCCCAUCCUUUUCAAUCUAAGUUGUAAAGAACUGUUAAAUACAAAGUAAAGGGGGGAUUUUAUGGAUAAGUCAAAUUAAGAUCCUGUUAUUUGGAAUAAGUUAUAAAUUCUAGAAACAAUCAAGGUAGAAUUGCUCAAAGUUUAGUUUCAUAAUAAUUGACCUAAAGACCAAGAAUCACAGGUAACUGGCUGGUGUGGCUCAGUGGUUGAGUGUCAACCAAUGAACCAGAAGGUCAUGGUUCGAUUCCCAGUCAGGGCAUAAUAAAAGAACAUAUUUU